Messenger RNA from Apis mellifera (honey bee), 1179 nucleotides. RefSeq lists its product as uncharacterized. NCBI's taxonomy places the organism in Eukaryota, Metazoa, Arthropoda, Insecta, Hymenoptera, Apidae. The transcript is spliced from 4 exons. Bases 321 to 1046 code for a protein of 241 amino acids. The record is from RefSeq and is a predicted model, not a curated record.
CAACGUUGCCAUUUCUAUCGAGAACUCCUAGUAGUGGAUAGUAGGGGUUAGUAGUGGAAUUACAAAUAUUGGGUGACGUUUUGGUGCGGGGUGCAAAAGUGAGAAAAAAAGUAAAAUCGGGAGAAUACAAAUUUGGAUCGUCUUACUACACGACGCGCGAAUCAUGUGUCUGUCUGACGUCGUGAUUCCAAGGUUGCAUCUUAGCAUCUUGAUGUCUUUAUUUGCGGCAUUCCUGCCAAUUACGCAAUAACCAGCCUUCACGAUGUGAAACACUUCGUAUAAGGACCGCGCGUGACUCCAUUCGACAGUUUUAUUUCUCGAUGGUCAAUCGUGGACAAACUGUUACCAGCAUGAGCUUUUGGUCUCGCAGACGAUUUCGCAUCACUCCGCUACGAGCGUUGGCGGCAUUAUUUCUGAUGAUCAUGCUGUUCUGGUAUAGCCUCAGUCGGCAAGAAACACCUAGGCAACCAUGCAGCGUACCUGAGGAAUUUACGGAAAAACUACACGAACUUGCCUACAGGGUUCAUUUGGUGCUAGCGAAACUGGACAUCGUGCACUUUCUGUGCCUCGGAGGGCUAUGGGGUCAAGUUCGGAUCGGUCGUGCCUUGCCAUGGGCACGUAAGGUCGAGCUUUGUAUGGUUGACACGCUCAGAGACGAUGUUUUAAUCACGAAAGCAUUCCGCGAAAUUGGUCUCAGCGCUACGUACUUGCACGCGGCUGGAGUAUAUCGUAUUCAAGAGCACGAGGUUGGGGAAGAUGCGCCCAAGGUGGAGAUCGUGGUUUUUGAAGAAGAUGCCGUGACUCAAAUGUUAAGAAGAGUCGGUUGGACAAGAAGAGUACUGCCUCCAGAUUGCGAAUUUUCUCCCAGUCUACAAUGUUUUCCACCUCAACUCGUAAUUCCUCCUUUACCGGCUAAGCAAUUUGGUGGUCGAUUAAUUCCUGUCCCUAGAGAAGGCAUCGAAUUGCAAAAGUAUCACUAUCCAAACGAUUGGUGGCUCGAGGUGAAACCCACCGAUUGUACCGAACCCCAAGAAACGAUUGCGUAGUACUACAAUUUUCUAGACACAAUGUAUUCCCAAUGUAGCAACAAAUUGAUUUCGAACAGCCAGUAGAAAAUAUGCUCCAGAACUGCUAAAGAAAAAACAAUGGAUAUUUCUUCUUUUAAUUUUGUUACGAAAU